Dinoponera quadriceps is the source of this 4297-nucleotide messenger RNA. It is a transcript of the gene scny, whose product is annotated as ubiquitin carboxyl-terminal hydrolase 36. NCBI's taxonomy places the organism in Eukaryota, Metazoa, Arthropoda, Insecta, Hymenoptera, Formicidae. Gene Ontology annotation, molecular function: cysteine-type deubiquitinase activity; cysteine-type endopeptidase activity. The record is from RefSeq and is a predicted model, not a curated record. Gene Ontology annotation, cellular component: nucleus; cytosol. Gene Ontology annotation, biological process: protein deubiquitination; regulation of apoptotic process. The coding region runs from base 432 to 3047 and encodes 871 amino acids. The transcript has 7 exons.
AAAUGGCUGUCGCGAUCAUGUAGGCUUUCGUUCCCGCGUGUCCGAGUGGUGCAGUUGUACAAUCGCAUUGAAUACGAUUGGUGUGUAAUGACCGAUGUUGGUGUAUAAAUAUAAAGAAAAAUAUUGUUUUACGCGCGUGUCAUUAAAAUCGGCGUAAAUUCGGUGACAUCUACGCGGGAAAUAUUACUCGUGGAGAGAGACACGCGACCUCGGCGAAGCUCAUCCGGUAACCGCGUCGAGGCGAGCAAACUCGUGGAAUUCUUGAUGAAUCGAUAGUUGGGUGAUUCUGCGGACGGAGAUACGAAAGAAAUUCACUGUCGCCACGCAAAUGAUUGCCACAUUAUUCCGGACAAUCGUCAUCCGAGAAUUUGUAUAUAUUGACGAACAGGCACAUCUAGUUUAAUACUAAGAAAAAUUUUAACAAUACCAAGAUGCCUGCGGUCAGUGUUUGCGAUCCUAUUGUGGCUAGGCUCCAUCGUUCUUUGGACAACAGUCCGUCUAAGGCAACGGACGAUCUGUCAAUUGAUUUAGUCAACGGUGCUUCUCGUAUUUUGCAAACGGAAGUUCAAUAUAACGAAGCAAAUGAUUAUCACACGUCGAUUUUGGAUCAACUGAAAGCUAAGUGCAUCGUACUUGGUUUACCUUCCUCUGAAAAUACAGAAGAGAACAAAGUAAAGGAUAACACGAGUUACAAGAAGAAAAAUGAUGCAAAUAAAGGACCUGUUUUGCCAGAACCAGCCGUUACCUUAUAUUCUCCCAAAAAAGUGCAUCUAGGAUGGAAGAAUACAUCACCAGUUGGAGCCGGCAUGUACAAUGUUGGGAAUACAUGUUAUCUGAAUAGCACUCUUCAGGCACUGUUUCAUGUUCCAGCUCUUGUUAACUGGUUGUUAACUGAAUCACAUCAUUCCAAACAUGAACAAAAUGAUGGCGGUAUGGAAUGCCUUACGUGUGCAAUGAUCAAAACUCUGCAGUUUAGUCAUCUGAAAUCUGGAAGUGCGAUCAAGCCGUUUUAUAUAUACAAUAAGUUGAAGCUCAUUUGCCGAACUAUGGUGCCUGGACAACAAGAAGAUGCUCAUGAAUUUUUACGUUAUUUAUUGGAAGGAAUGGAACGUGCGUAUUUGACUAGGCAUAAGGCGACUAAAUUGGAUAGCUAUUCUAAGGAAACGACACCAAUUAACCAAAUAUUCGGUGGUUAUAUACGUACUGAAGUAAAGUGCCUGCAGUGUCAACACGUAUCUACCACAUUUCAACACUUUCAGGACUUGCUUGUGGAUAUACGCAAAGCAAAUACGUUGGAUGAAGCGCUAAGUAGUUACUUCAGUAGAGAACAGUUGGAUAACAAUGAUUACAAGUGCGAAGCCUGUAAGAGAAGAGUUCCUGCUACCAAACAAUUUACAUUAGAACGCCCGCCAAAAGUGUUGUGUGUACAGUUGAAGCGAUUUAGCGUUAUAGGAGCAAAGAUAUCUAAACACAUCGGUUUUAAGCAGACUAUAGACAUGGGCCGAUACUUGUGGAGAGAGCCGGGAGAGGCUCCUAAGCAGCUCACUUAUAAACUUAUGUCCUUGGUGACACACAUGGGUCCUUCCGUGAAUUGCGGCCACUAUACAGCGAUCGCGCAAGUGUCGAGCGGUCAAUAUUAUACCUUCGAUGAUGCCUGCGUUCGUCCAAUAAGCCUUAAUAACGUGUUAAGUACAAACGCAUACAUUAUGAUUUUUGAAAUGAGUAGCUCUAGCCAGAAUCAACCGACUGCCAAAGUAAAUGGCACGACACCCGCGAAGAGCGUGUCGACUUCGCUACCUAGUUCUACGAAUAAGUCUCUCGUAUUGAAAGCGUCCACAUCCGCUGGAUGUUCCGCAAACGGAUCGUUGAGCGAAUUGUCGAGCGACAAUGACAAUUCGGCUAACGCUACGUUGAUCGGCCCGCAGUUGCCGCCGCAAAGAAGCGUAGAAUCGAAUCUUCCCACAGCACAGAAGUGUAGUACCGACACGUCACAAAAGCAGCAGACGAUGCAGGAUAAAUCGCAACCGAGAUUGGUUAUGCACAUUAAGAACGGGAAAGUUUUAAAUGGGAACAGUUUGGUGCCCUACGACGGCUCCAGCGAGGAAGAGGACGCUUGUUCCUUCGCCACUAUGAAGAAUCAAACGUCGAAUACCGUCUCCCGGGUUAAUUCUACAAAUUCAACAAACGGUGUGCCAAAAUGUUCUGUUGCUAAAGACGCGCCGAAGCUGGUCGCUAAUUGUAAAGAGGCGCAGAAAGCCAAGACCAACACUAAUAACAUACCGACGCAGACUACGGUUGUACAAUAUACGAAAAGUGGGUCUAACAAUAAUAGCCGAGUAAGUUUGUCCAAGCAUCAGAAUGGGAAAGUAGAAAUUAACAAUCAGACAGAACGUGACCAAGACACGUGGCAUCAGUCGGUUAGAACUAAGGGUAUACAGGAGGUGAAGGUGCCUACGAAGGCCACGAGUAGCAGCCUUAAAGGUUGGCAAGUUUCGAAAGAUACGCCUUCUCCAGCAACAACUGGGACGCCUAAUGGAUGGUCGGUUACUGAUAACAAAGAAGACCUCAAGUCAUAUCAAAGUACCACAACGCCAAGUGCGGCUGCUGUGCGAGAUUUUAAUGGUACGAACCGUUCGGAUACUGUUUCGCAUUUGCAUAAGAUGUCUUAUCGAGGAUAUGGCAGUCCCUCAGUGAUAAGUUGGAACGGCAGUAGGACGCAGCUCGAGCGAGACGUUGAAAAUGAUAGACGAGAAGAACGCAAACGUCACUUCAACGUGGACGACGAAGAGAUAGACAGAGGUCGUGUAAAGAAAGUCAAGGAUCGUCGAUCGUACGAGAAUAGAGCUAGCAUGAACUACAAUCCAAUUCAACAGUACCAAAACAACAAACCUUGGAACCGACCCGUAAAUGGUCAUCGAAGAUAUUAUAAUACUUCCUACGGACGCUCGCGUCACGGGAGUAGCUAUAAUAGACCCCAGCAUUAUAAUAGAUAUCACAAUCACUCCCCCCGUGUUCAUUGGCACUCCCGUGAAAGACUGAACGGGUGAAAGGCCGAAUGGAAGGAUGCUAGAGAUUGUUUCAACGAUUCGAGCGAAUCCAUUCGAAUAGACUGCAUCAGUUCUCAAUUGCUGCAUAGAUAUGUCAUUUCUCAAUACGGUUCGGAAGUCGGAACCUCCGUGUCAGGACCUAUGAGGUUUCAAUAGUAAAUACACACGUUCAUCAAAGACGGUGAUUUAUUCGCGUGGCUCGUUAUUAUUGCAUGUUCCUGAUAGAUUUGCGGUAUUAUCUGCCUCUGUUGUCUAAGUUUGGUACACAUAUAUCGCUGUCGCAACAAAAAAAAAGGAAAGAAAAAGUAUGACCCAUGGGGAAUGAGUAUCACCAAUUGUACCAAUUUGUGUUCAACGUGAGUUAUCGUAGAAAUUCUUUCCCGAUUGCGAUAUGAGAGGAACUAGUUUUAAGAAGCAUAUUCGAAUCCUCACUAGACUUUCGAAAAACAAAGUUACAAUAACUCGAUAUGAUAUAAAUUGAUUAUAAUUGUUAUUUAAUACAGUUCCCCAAGUUUUUCAAUUUUGUUGACGCGAUUAAUUUUUAAGAACGGCGGGUAUCUGAGAUCAUGUACAACUUGAAUCAAACCGAUUGAAAUCAAUUUCAAGUUACGUUUGUCGAGACGUUGAAUUAGAAGUGACCUGUUGUUAUUAUUGUUUAUUCUAAGAUACUGUAUGUUACAUGUGGUAACUAUAUCGUAUACUAUCGCGAUAUGAUUCCUUUAUUAUACUUUAUUCCUCUUAUAAGCAAUGACAAAAUAGCAUAAGAAAGUUCUAUCAGCAAUACAUGCUAAUGAACGAUUUUUGUUGCAAUGUCAAAAAGAAAAUUAAUAAAGUGUUUUUGUAUUAAAUUUGUAUGUAGAGUCGAAGUCUCUUGGUAAGUCAAUUUAUUAUCGUUUGGGAAUAUUCAGAUGUUCAUAAUCCGUCCCAUCCUUUUCUCGAUAGAGGUACUCUUCCCCCUAUUGGAAAUGACAUUACAGAUGAUGAUAAUCAUUCUACACAGGCAGUGGCUCUAGCUACGAUGAUUGAUUUCUAGGAAAAUGUAAUUUGUUAUGCAUUUCGAGAUGAGGUGCGAGCAUAGCAUCCGACAUUGCGCUAUUUUCUUUUAUCAUACAUUGAUAUAGCGCGUCAUUGUUGAUAAGUGCAAGUUUAAAGCAUGGUUUUUAAAUGUUUCUACUGCGACCGAGAUAAACUGUGUAUAACUAUAUAUAAAUAACCAUUUCUGAUUAUAAUAUUAAUAAUAAUAUGAAAAA